AUGGAAGCAAUGGCGAAAUUAGUUGGAUAUAAUCACACAUAUCCAACCACAUAUCACCCGCAAUCGAAUGGCAUGAUUGAGAGGUUCAACGCGACAUUUAUUCCGCGAAUUGCCAAAGUUCAGGAUCGAGAAAAUAACAAUUGGGAUGGGUUCUUGGCAUCGGUGGUAUUCGCAUACAACACUGGAACCCACUCGACAACUGGAUAUUCACCAUAUCAGCUAUUAUUUGGCAGAGAACCAAGAUUACCAACGGAUCAACCUGCAUCAACAUUUACAUUUCGAAAGCCGAACGAUUAUUAUGAGCAAUUGAAGAAGAAUAUGAAGAUCAUACAUCGUAAUGCACGUGAAAAUAUGAUAAACAAGCAGAAGCAGUACAAAUCACGUUACGAUACACAACGAAAUGACCCACACUAUUCACUGAAUGAUCGUGUUUUAAUAAGAAAACAUGGGUUAAAGAACAAAUUGGAUGCGAAAUAUUCGGCUACUCCACAAAUUGUCAUUCGUGAAGAUCAUCCUGUCUACAUCGUUCAAGAUGAAUCAACACAAGUGGAAACAAGGGUACAUGUCAACGACAUUCGACCCAUAUGUAUUACAAGAUCAAAUUAA
This is a messenger RNA of Adineta ricciae, 606 nucleotides long. NCBI's taxonomy places the organism in Eukaryota, Metazoa, Rotifera, Eurotatoria, Adinetida, Adinetidae. The record is from the annotation of a GenBank genome assembly.